AUGGAUGUUCGUCGACCUAUAAGGGAGGCCAUCAGCAGCAGGGAGAAGGCAAAAUUUUUGAGCGUAUCGUUUAAUCAAGAUGAUUCGUGCUUCAGUGUUGCAUUAGAUAAUGGAUUCCGUAUUUUCAAUACGGAUCCAUUGACCAGCAAGUUGUCGAAAACCUUUAAGGAAUCUCUGGGCAAUCAAUCAAGAGGUACUGGGAUUGGUUACACUAGGAUGCUUUAUCGUACAAACUACAUCGCCCUGGUUGGAGGUGGUAAAAGACCAAGGCAUGCCCUGAAUAAGCUGAUUAUCUGGGAUGAUCUUUUGCAAAAGGAAACAAUCACUUUGAAGUUUAUGUCUGCUAUUAAAGACGUAUUCUUAUCUAGAAUUCAUAUUGUGGUAGUUUUGGAAAACACUAUAGAGAUCUUCCAAUUUCAAACAAACCCUCAAAGGGUUUGUCCCAUUCUAGAUAUCCCUUCCAAUGGAUCAGUGGACUACGUGGUUUGUAGUAGUAAAAAUCUCCAGUCACAAGCACCAUCACACUUGCAUUCGAAGAUUGUAGAAAUCAUUGCAUUCCCGUCAAAUAAAUGUGUGGGCCAAGUUCAGGUAGCUGAUCUAUCACAAAUAAAGUAUAAUUCACAGAAUCCGAAAGAAUCUGCCCUUUUACCAACCUCCAUCAUCAAAGCACAUAAAAAUCAGAUCAGGCUAGUUAGACUAAACCAUCAAGGCACUAUGGUAGCCACAUGUUCCGUUCAAGGUACUCUGAUAAGAAUAUUUAGUACACAUAAUGGUACAUUAAUUAAAGAGUUCAGAAGAGGUAUGGACAAGGCGGAUAUUUACGAAAUGAGUUUCAGCCCCAACGGUAGCAAAUUGGCGGCAUUAUCAAGUAAGCAAACGUUGCACAUCUUUCAAAUUUUUGAAACAACCAAUACGGAAACAAGUUCACAUGCCCACCCGUACGAUAAUGGCACGAGCCAUCCCUUGACAAAUUAUAUACCGAAGGCUCUAUGGAGACCCAAGUAUUUGGAUUCCGUGUGGUCCAUAUGUAAUGCGCACCUGAAGAACCCAAUUUUUGACGCUCACAGAAGUGCUAAUAGUGGUGAUGCAACUCACGAUACUGAGUUUUACAAAGACAGGUGCAGGAUUGGUUGGUGUCAAGAUACCAACAAUCAAGACCAAGACGAUUCGCUGGUUCUGGUGUGGCAAAACUCUGGGAUAUGGGAAAAAUUUGUCAUUUUAGAAAAGGAACAACAAGAAUCGUCCAAAACGCGCUAUUCGUUGAAUGAAAGUCUAAGAAACGAAGACACAAAAUUGGUACACGAACCCACUAGAUGGGAGUUGGUGAGAGAAUCAUGGAGAGAACUUUAA
Messenger RNA from Saccharomyces mikatae IFO 1815, 1350 nucleotides. RefSeq names its product phosphatidylinositol-3,5-bisphosphate binding protein HSV2 (gene HSV2). The transcript has a single exon. Gene Ontology annotation, biological process: nucleophagy; protein lipidation; autophagy of mitochondrion. The record is from RefSeq and is a predicted model, not a curated record. Gene Ontology annotation, cellular component: cytosol; extrinsic component of membrane; phagophore assembly site membrane. NCBI's taxonomy places the organism in Eukaryota, Fungi, Ascomycota, Saccharomycetes, Saccharomycetales, Saccharomycetaceae. Bases 1 to 1350 code for a protein of 449 amino acids. Gene Ontology annotation, molecular function: phosphatidylinositol-3-phosphate binding; phosphatidylinositol-3,5-bisphosphate binding; protein binding.